ACCGCUGCUUUCAAAUUCCGCGGGCACUUCAUUUUCCCCGAGAGCGACUCCAUGAAAUAAAACACAGCAUAGUGUUUUGUUAGCUGUUUAGCAAAUCUUUAGUAAAAACACCAAAAAUACACAGCCAUGUCUUUGGAAGACGAGGUUUUCAGGAUUGGGAAACAGCUGGAAAAGAUCGUGUCUCAAGAAAAAGACGCAAUGGACCAGCUUGCUGCGAGAGAUUUGUUAAAAAAUCUUAAAGACCUACCCAUAACAUUAGAGUGCUUGCAGAAAACAAGGAUUGGAAUGUCUGUGAACACUUUACGAAAAAAGAGUGAUAACUCGGAUGUUCAAGUCAUGGCAAAGUCUCUCAUCAAGUCUUGGAAAAAGCUUCUUCCUGAGAAGUCAAAUGAUCAGGACAGCAAAGGAGACAACAACAAGCUACUACAGAGUGAAAAAUCAAGUCGUAGUACCUCGCCAGCCCUUAGUACUAAGUCUGAUUCAUCAGAAGCAUCAUCUAUGGACAAGAAAAUAGUGUCAUUUCCCCAAGCAGCUGCCACCAACAAUUCUGUCAGGGAUAAAUGCAAAGAAAUGAUCCAGAAUUCAUUGAAAGUUGUAGAAGGCUUUGAAGCUAGUCCUGAAGUUGUUGCCUCAAGAAUCGAGCAGUGUAUAUUUGAUGAAUUCAAAGAUACCAAUGUAAAGUAUAAGCAGAGAAUACGAAGCAGGGUCAACAAUUUGCGUGAUCCUAAAAACCCAAUGUUAAAGGCAAGAGUAUUGGGUGGAGAAAUACCCCCUGAAAGAUUUGCCGUCAUGUCUUCAGAGGAAAUGGCCACUGAAGAGAUGAAAGAGAUCCGCCAGAAGUUCACAAAAGAAGGAAUAAGAGAAGCUCAAAUGGCUAAACAAUCAGGAACAGUGACCGCUUUAUUUAAAUGUAGCAAAUGUGGUCUAAGAAAAACUACUUAUAAUCAGCUACAAACACGAAGUGCUGAUGAACCAAUGACAACAUUUGUAUUAUGUUUGCAUUGUGGGAACAGAUGGAAGUUCUGUUAAUAGACAAGUGAAGAAUAUAGUAGUGGUAUGUGUUUCACAUAUGUUCUGAUGUCAAUGCAUCUGGCAGCAACUAGUAUUGAAGGUAUAGCUGUUAUAUAUGGUGUGACAAUACGCCAAGUGUAUUUCUCUCUACUAUAACCCUUGGAAACCCCUGUCAGUCAACUUGAUAUACACUUGAUUGUAUCUUCCAUCUCCAGUUGCUUUGCUAUUUUGGUUCCAUCUUUCUAAUUCUUCUGUAAGCGUAUUUCCGAAUUUAUGACAACAAGCUUUUUAGGAUCAUUUAGGAUUAAGCAGUUGAUUUUUCAUUUGUAGUGAUAUAAAUAAUGUGCUCUCUUUGUUUUGUAAGAUAUUAAAAAUAGAAAGUGAUAAUAUAUUUUCAGAAAUUUAUGUUAUGCCAAGACAUGCUAUGGGCCAUUGCAUUUUGGAAGAUUUUUCAAAAGAAACAUUCUACAUUCUACAGAGUCUCCCUCCGCUUCCCCUAAAGAAGGGAAGGAAAGAGGAGAUAAUCUUCUCAAAGGAAACAAUAGGCUUUUAUGGCUUAGACAUGGUGUUUUCUAACCCUGUCACUAUUAAUCUUACCCAACCUAAAAUGCAAUGGCUCAUUUCCACUUGGUACUUUUUUGUCAAAGUCACAGAAACACCAUCUUAAUUUCAACAAUUGAACUCCUUACCUUAGGAGUAACGUUUACCUAUUUCAGAACACAUGUUAUUAUUCUCUUAGGAAUAAGAUUCUUUGUUUGAGUUGUAUCCAUAUUUACACAUCCUCUCAUGCACAACCGUUAAACAAAGAAAUGAUACUCUAGAGAAUGACAUUUGGUCUGAAAUGCGAAAACGUCCAGUCAAGUUAAAAAGGUCUAUUAUUUUGUGUGUGUUUGUAUAUAUCAUGGUUUUGUUUUUCCGUUUUCUAUCUAAUUUGUGACAUAUACAUAUCGUAUGAGUUUUGCUGUUAAGAGCAAUUUGGCUUAAUUGCAGUCUUAAGACACAAUAACCCCUUUAUUAAUAGUAAUUGAUGUAAAAGGACUCUCUGAUGAUGUCUUUGGUUUAAAGACUAAUAAAAAUUAACCUACAGAAAAUUAUAAAUUAA
This is a messenger RNA of Actinia tenebrosa (Australian red waratah sea anemone), 2113 nucleotides long. RefSeq names its product transcription elongation factor A protein 1. Gene Ontology annotation, molecular function: nucleic acid binding; zinc ion binding. Lineage: Eukaryota; Metazoa; Cnidaria; Anthozoa; Actiniaria; Actiniidae. The record is from RefSeq and is a predicted model, not a curated record. Gene Ontology annotation, biological process: DNA-templated transcription; transcription elongation by RNA polymerase II. Gene Ontology annotation, cellular component: nucleus.